Molecule: messenger RNA, 12486 nt
Organism: Hemibagrus wyckioides
Lineage: Eukaryota; Metazoa; Chordata; Actinopteri; Siluriformes; Bagridae
Gene: aspm
Product: assembly factor for spindle microtubules
Exons: 29
Coding region: 111-9341 (3076 amino acids)
Biological process (GO): spindle organization; mitotic cell cycle; establishment of meiotic spindle localization
Cellular component (GO): spindle pole
Molecular function (GO): protein binding
Source: RefSeq, a predicted model, not a curated record
UUCAAAAUCAUCUGAGUGUCUCAGUAACGUGUGGUUACAUUGUAGCUGGAUUUAGUGCCGGAUCUUUAAAGUCGUGUUGGUAUGGUCAGUUUAAAGGAAUAAUUGAGAAUAUGUCCAAUACGGUGGCGCGAGCGGGUUUCUUUGAUAUCAGUCCAACAUGGAAUCCUCCUCGUACAAACGGACACGGCAAAGAAAACGAUGCUAAGGUUCCGGUUCUCAGCUUGGUUCAGUUUUCAAGGCCUCCUUUUGUGACUUUUGGGACGGUAAAGUUGGAAUCAUCCAAAUCUCUAUCCCUAUGCAUUGAAAACCCAACUGAUGAUGCAGCCGUUACAGUGACUGUGGAUAAAAUCCCUUUUUCCAAAGGCUUCUCAGUGGAUCAAACGACCUUCACAAUCCCGCCUGAUGACAGUGUGAUCAUAACUGUAACAUGGACACCUGCAGAAGAAGGUGGUGUGAGAGAACUCCUCAGCUUUAUUGCAAAUGGCAUUGUCAAGCAUCAAGCCAUUUUGCUUGGAAAAGCAGACAGUGCAAAACCCAAAAAGAAAUGUCUAUGGGACACCAUCAAAUCAAAGAGAGUCCCUUCCCAAGGUGGAAAAGUGGCCUCAAUACCAAUCAAAGCAGCCAACAAGACAUUUCGAGUAUCUCGACAGUCGCAAUAUAAAAGGAAUAGAGCCUCAAACCCAUUAACACCAUUAAACCAGGAAAGAACUUCCCAAAGGCCUAUUUACAGAAGGGAGAAAAACUCCCAGUCGGUGUAUUCUGACAUUUCCCAAACUCUACCUAAGGCUCUCUGCGAUGACUUGGGAAGCAUGUCUUCUCAAAACAAGUCUCCAGUUGUUCUGUUGGUGCCAGCUGUCAGAUUUCUUGAUGCUAUGGGCAAGGCAAAUGUCUCUUCUGUACCGCUGCAGAAACACAAAGAAAGCAGAGUGUUGAAUAAGACACUGUCACCUAUUAGUACCCCAGAGAGGUUUUCCAACCCCUCGAUGUCCCACUUUCAAAGUCCUCUUCCUGUUAUUUGUAAACCAUUUAAGGACAGAAAUUCUGAGUCAACGAGACAGAUUUUGUCUGUUAAAGAUGCAUUGGCCGUCAUUAAUUCUGAUCUGUCUUGUCCAGUAAGUCCCCCAACUGCCUGCUCUAGCUUGAAUUUAACAGAUUCUCUGGAGUCUGAUGAUCUAAGCAUGGUUGGUAAACUUGAGAAAGCCUUAAACACUGCUGGAGACGUCUCCCCUCAGGUUGACCUUGCUCAGCAGAGGCUAACUUUCUUUGUCAAAUCCCACAAAGUGCUAGGUGAUGACUCAGGGCCCGAGGGCCUCAUGCACAGCCCUGAAGCUUUCUCUGCCUCAGAUAACAAAUUUUAUAAUGGGAUGAGUGGAGAUGAAUUGAACCAGGAAGAUCCUAAACCCAAGAAGAUCCUGUUUAACUCUUCUACAGUUAUCAAAAGCAAAGCUGGGGCUUCUCCUAAGCACAGUCCAAACACGCACAAAGUAAGAACCUUUAGACGAAGACUUCUGCAGAAAGAAUCUUUGGUUUCUUCCAGUCCAGAGUCAAACUCAAGCUUACUGGAGGGGGUCUUGAUUUUGCCUGCAGUAAACUCUGAUGCAUGCGUUGAUUUGAAAUUCAAUGCUGCACCACCACUACAGGAACCAGAACCAAUGCCUCAACUACCAGAUUUUCCAGAUCAGCCUCCAUCCUCCACUCGCACUGCUGUGCAAUCAGUCCUAACCCAUAAUGUCAAAAACAACACAAGCUGUGCCACCUUUUCUGAUGGUAACACCUUGGACAUUCAGACAUCGCUGUUACGUGUCCCUGAAGACCUGUUUCCUGUGCAUAGCCAUCCAACAAAUCGCAACUGCAAGAGAAAAAGUGAAGAAUAUUUAAGGGACAACUCUGAGUGUUUGUCUAGACCUUCAGAAUUCAAACAAAGCUUUGAGACACAAGAAUGCAAAAAAUCCUGUCAUAAAAACCACUUCAACUCAAAGUAUAAUCAAAUCCAAAGAAAAAGAACUGCAACAAGCUCAAGGAAGUCCACCAAAGUGCCACAGCAGAAGUCCAACCUAAAAUCAACACAAGGAGGACAGUCUUUGAAGUCAUUCGGCUCCUCGAAGGUGAAAACGGCGAAGGUUAUUGCUGUGGCACAAACCCAGCUGAACUUCAUAAAGCCAACGCAGACUGAAAUACCCAGGCAUCCGCUGCCAUUUGCUGCCAAAAACAUGUUUUAUGAUGAACGGUGGAUCGAGAAGCAGGAACGAGGAUUCACAUGGUGGAUGAAUUAUGUGCUCACUCCUGAUGACUUCAAAGUGGCCACUGAAGUCACCAAAGUGAAUGCCUUAUCACUGACUCUGGGAAGUGAGAAGGUCAGCAUCCCCAAAGCCCCAACAAAAGAGGAGAUGUCGUUCAGAACCUACACAGCCCGGCGGCAACUGAACCACGUUCGACGUGCAGCAUGCCAACUGUUCACAUCUGACAAAAUGGCAAAAGCUAUAAAGCGCUUGGAGGUGGAGGUGGAGGCAAAGAGGUUACUUAUUCGGAAAGAUCGACACCUCUGGAAGGAUAUAGGUGAACGGCAGAAAGUUCUAAACUGGCUGCUGUCUUACAAUCCGCUCUGGCUGCGAAUUGGCCUGGAGACGAUCUUUGGAGAACUGAUUUCCUUAGAGAGCAACAGUGACAUCAUGGGCCUGGCCAUGUUCGUACUUGGGCGGCUGCUCUGGAAUCCAGACAUUGCUGCAGAGUUCAGACACCCUAAAGUUCCCCACCUGUACAGAGAUGGACAUGAGGAGACUCUUUCCAGGUUCACUUUGAAGAAACUGCUCUUGCUGGUCUGCUUUCUGGACAAGGCAAAAGAAUCUAGGCUAAUUGAGCAUGACCCCUGUUUGUUUUGCUUGGAUGCCGAAUUUAAGACAAGUAAAGAUCUACUGUUGGCAUUUUCACGCGACUUCCUCAGCGGGGAGGGAAUCCUUCCACGCCACCUUGGCCUUUUAGGUCUUGCUGUGUCUCACAUCCAAACCCCCCUGGAAGAGUUCAACUUUGCUGUACAAAAUCUUGCCACUGAUCUAAGAUGUGGCAUUCGCUUGGUACGCAUCAUGGAGGUCUUAACCCAAGACUGGACCCUGUCGAGUAAACUACGGAUGCCUGUGAUUAGCCGACUUCAGAAGGUGCACAAUGUUGGCGUCACACUGCAGGUGCUCCGUGAGAAGGGGGUUGAUUUGAAAGAUGAGCAUGGAAAUGUCAUUGACCCCAGAGACAUAGCAGAUGGACACAGAGAGAAGACACUUAACCUCCUGUGGAAAAUAAUCUUCUCCUUUCAGGUUGAGAUUCUGCUUGAUCUGGAGCAACUUAAAGAAGAAAUCAGCUUCCUUAAGAAGACCUGGAGAACAAAACAGAAACUGUGUUCUUUAAAAGAUGAUGCAUAUGUUUUAAAGCGCAUGAAAGAAAGGACAACAUUUGAAAAUCCCAGUGAGAAACUGACUUUAUUGUUGGAUUGGGUCAAUGCAGUUUGUGGCUUCUAUGGUUUGAAGGCUGAAAACUUCACGGUGUCAUUCUCUGAUGGUCGAAUCCUUUGCUAUCUUAUUCAUCACUACCAUCCAAACCACCUGAAAGCUGAGGACAUUCAACAGGCAACAUCACAAACGAUUGAGUGUGGCAUUUAUUCUAAACUGGAACUGAACAGUUCUUUAUGUGACUCUGACUAUUCCUUUGAUUCUCUGGAGAAAAAAGAUUCUGUGUUGCCAACUGUGGAUUUCAAAACUCUUCUUGAGAAUGAGCGAAGAAAUUUUCAGCUUGUGAGCUUGGCUGUGUCUGACCUUGGAGGCGUUCCUGCCAUGAUUACUCCAGAGGACAUGUCUAACACAAUCCCAAAUGAAAAGGUGGUAACAAGUUUCCUGUCCUUUCUCUGCACUCGACUUUUGGAUUUCCGGAAUGAGACAAGAGCCGCCAGAGUUAUACAGAGUGCAUGGAGGAGGUACAAGCUGCAGAAAGACAUGCAGAUUAAUCAGCUGCGGAACCAGGCUGCAAAAAAAAUCCAGACCCUUGUGCGUUGCUUCAUGCAGAAAAAAAGGCUGAACAGACAGAAUUUGGCUGCCAUGGUCAUUCAGGCCACGUGGAGAGGUCACUUGGCCUGUGAAGAGUUAAGACAAUUAAGGGAAGCCAAAUGUUUUGCUAUGCAAGAUACUGCUGCAGUCUUAAUCCAGAAAACCUACAGAAAGUGGAGGACACAAAUUCUCCUGAAGAAGAAUCAUGCUGCAGUCGUCAUCCAGACAGCUUUCCGAAUAUGGCAUGCAAGAAAAAUGACACUGAGGAAUUCUGCUGCUGUUAAAAUCCAGACAUGGUUUAGAAUGCAUCAAUGUCAAAAUCAAUACCUGACCAUGAAAGCCAAGGCUGUCUUUAUCCAAGCGUGGUUCAGGGGUAACCAUCAGAGGCACAAGUUUCAAACCCUGAAGAAGCAUCAUCGAUCUGCAGUGGUCAUCCAGAGUACUUUCAGGGCCUUCCUUGUCCGAAAACAGAUAGGUGAGAUGAGGCAAGCUGCAUUUAUUAUCCAGAUGGGAUACAAGGCCUGGUUGUUAGGAAAGAAAGAGCAGAAGCAUUUUAAAGAGAUGAAAUCUGCAGCUGUAAGGCUUCAAGCAGCAUUCAGAGAAUGGAAGGCCAAAAGAGAAAUAUCAAAGCAACACCAGGCUGCUUUAGUGAUCCAGACUGCUUACAGAUGUUUUGUGGCUCAAAAGUCUUUCUUGUCUUUGAUACAAUCUGUGGUGAUUGUCCAAAGGAGGUACAGGGCUAAAAGAGCUGGAGAGCAGUUAAGAAGUCAAUACGUGUCUCUGAAGUGUGCAGCAGUAAAAAUGCAGGCCGCAUGGAGAGGCAAAGCAGAGAGAAAGAGACUCGGCCAACUCCAUCAAUAUGCCACAGUGAUCCAGUCACAUUAUCGUAGACAUAUGGUGCAUACUAAGUUUAUUGCAUUAAAACAGGCUGCUUUAUUCAUUCAAAAACAAUACAAGACUCUUAGGAUAACUAAGGAAAAGCGAACUGAAUUUCUUGAAUUGAAAAAAGCUUCAAUAGUUCUUCAGAGCGUUUAUCGUGGCGUGAGAGUAAGACGAGACAUGGCCAAAAAACACACAGCCGCUACCGUAAUUCAAUCAGCCGUGAGAGCUUUUAUUGUUCGGAAGACCUUUCUUGCUCAAAGAAGUGCUGCCAUUGUCCUUCAGCGACGCUACCAGGCAAAUGUACUUAGACAACUGGAGAGGCACCGUUACCUUCAACUAAAAAAAUCAACUACACUUCUUCAGGCCAUAUGGCGGGGAUGUGAAGUGAGAAGAGAACUGAAAAAAUGGCAUCAUGCUGCUGCAGUUAUCCAAGCCUAUUUCAAAAAGUAUAAAGCACAAGUCUGCUACAUUGCCAUCAAAUGUGCUGCUACCAUCAUACAGCAGCGUUUCAGAGCAUAUCAGUUGAGCAGGAAGACUUGUGCAUCUUAUCAAUUAAUUAAAACAGCAACUGUCACUAUACAGUCAGCGUUCAGAGGAAUGAAAGUUCGCAGAAAUCUUCAAAACAUGCACCAAGCAGCAACAGUUAUUCAGGCACGCAUUCGUGGACACCAGCAGCUGGUGGGGUAUAAGAGACAAAAACAGGCAGCAGCCAUCCUCCAGAGGCGGUUUCGUGCCAACAAGCUAAAGGACAAGGUUGAAAAGCAGUAUAAUGCAAUGAAAAAAGCUGCACUGUGUAUUCAGUCAGCAUAUCGUGCCAUGAGGGUGAGAAGAUGGCUCUCAGAGAUGCAAACAGCUGCAAAGGUUAUUCAGAGGAAAUACAAACUGUACAAACAAUACAAGGAAUAUCAGGCACUCAAACAGGCUGUAGUCUUUGUGCAGCGGAGAUACCGAGCCAAUCUCCUUGCAAACAGGCAACACAAGAAGUUCUGUGCCAUGCAAAAAGCAGCCAUAACUUUGCAGGCUGCGUACAGAGGAAUGAGGGUGAGAAGAGAGAUCAGAAAGAGACACAGAGCUGCCACAGUAAUACAGGCAAGAUACAAAACGCACAGGGUAAGGAUGCCCUUCCAAGCCAUGAGAAUUGCAGCCAUACUCAUCCAGAGACAGUACCGGGUUUACAAGGAAAGGAAGCAGUUCUUGUCCAUCAGAGCAGCAGUGAAGCUUUGCCAGCAAAUAUAUAGGGGCAUUUUGGCUUCAAGACAACAGCGGAAAGCUUACUUCGAAAAGUAUAAUGCUGUGCUUGCAAUUCAAGCAGGUUACAGAGGAAUGAAGGUCCGGCAGCAGAUGCAAAUAAAACAUAGAGCUGCAGUAACCAUUCAGUCCCAUGUCAGAAAGCAUAUAAACCAAAAGUACUACCAAAGACUACUCUGGGCAUCAAGAACUGUUCAGCGAUUCUACCGAGUCAAUAAAAUGAGAAAACUAGCCAUUGAGUCUUUUAAGAAGGAGAGGGCUGCUACUGUUUUACAGGUUGCAUUCCGUGGUUUGAAGGCCAGACAAGCUCUGAGACAAAAGCACCAGGCUUGUACCAUUAUACAGAGUGCUUAUAGGGCUCAUCGUGCUCAGGCAAAAUAUUUGUGUAUGAAAUAUGUCGUUAUUGCUAUUCAGCAAAGAUUUCGGUCUGUACUUGCAGCUCGAAGUCAGAGGGCGCAGUUCCUGAGAUUACGUCAUGCUGCAGUUAUUAUUCAAGCCAACUACAGAGGGCAUAGUAUCAGGAGGGAAAUGAUUCUUCAACAUCAAGCAUCUACAAUUAUUCAGGCUGCUUUCAGAAGACAUAGGGAGCAAACCAAGUAUCGGGCCAUGAGGUUGUCUUCCAUUAUCAUUCAGAGACAUUACAAGUCCUACAUUGAAACUAAAGUAACCCGGGAAAGAUAUUUAGCACUUAAAAAGUGUGUCAUAUGUCUUCAGGCAGCUUAUAGAGGAUAUUUUGUUCGACAGAGUAUGAGAAAAAUGCACAACGCUGCCACUGUCAUUCAGACAGCUGUAAGAAUGCACAAGCAAAGAUUGAUGUUCAGAAGGCAGCAGUGGGCCACAAAGGUUCUCCAGGAGAGAUUCCAAGCUUGGAAACUUGGGCAUCAUCAAAGGCAGAGAUACCAGUGUUUAAAGGAUGCCACUUUGUGCUUGCAGAAAUCAUUCAGAGGUAAAAAGGGAAGGGAACUGGUGAAAAGGAUCAAAGCUGUGAGGACAAUCCAGUCCUACGUAAGGAUGUUUUACCAAAGGCGAUGCUUCCUGAAGAUAAAAGCUGCAGCAGUUACCAUUCAGUGUGCUUACAGGGCACAUUAUCACAGAGUGCAACAAUCCAGGAUGCAAAAGGCUGCAGUAGUAAUACAGCAGUGGUACAAGUCACGUCGGCUGGUCCGGGAUGAGCAAAAGAAGUUCAAAACAAUUCAGAAAGCUGCACUGACAUUGCAGCAUGCAUUGCAGCACAUGUUCAGAAGGCGGCUUGAAAAAAGAAGACUGGCAGCUAUCAAAAUACAGUCUAUAUUGCAUAUGAACUUGUAUCGCAGUCGCUACACCAAGUUGCGCUCAUGUGCUAUAAAACUACAAGCUCUUUACAGGAUGCAUACAGCCAGGAAAAGUUAUCUAAGACACGAGGCUGCUGCUGUUACAGUACAGAUGUUCUACAGGGCACACAGGGCUAAACUGGUACAGAGACACCAGUAUCUUAGAACAAUGGACUGUAUCUGUGCCCUUCAAGCACGAGUGCGUGGAUUUAUUGCAUACAGAAGGUUCCAAAAAAUGAGAGCAAGUGCAGUCAAGAUUCAGGCAUGUUAUCGUGGAAUGGUGGAGAGACGCAAGUUUCGGCAACACAAGCAGUUUGCAUGUGUUAUUCAGAAGCAUUAUAGAGCCCAUCAACUCUGCCAAAGGGAGAGGGCACGGUUCCUCAAAAUGAGGAAGUCUGCACUUCUGAUUCAAAGAGAAUUCCGUGCCUACCGAACAAGAAAACUUGACAUGCAGAGACGAGCUGCGCUAAAAAUUCAAGCGUGGUUUAGAGGAUGCCAUGCUAGACAUACCUACAUCGCAAAACAAACUGCUGCUGCAACCAUCCAUAGAUGUCUUCAAACCAGAUUUCAUCGGUUAAGGUUUCAAGCAAUCCAGCACAGUGUCCGUGUAAUUCAGCAAAGAUGGAGAGAAACUCUGACUGCUAGGAAACGGCGAGCGGAAUUCCUAAGACUCAGGAAAUCAGUUGUUACUGUGCAAGGCCUGUGGAGAGCUUCAAGGGUGAAAAGAUCAAUUGAAAAGGCAAAUGAAGCUGCAAGACUGCAUCGUUUCACUGCUGCUGCUCAUCACCACUUGUGUGCAGUAAAGAUACAGAGGGCACUGCGAGUUCACUGGGCAUUGAAAGUAGCCAAGAAGCAGAUCUCUUCAGUCAUUUAUAUCCAGCGGUGGUUCUUGGCCAGGGUUCAGAGAAGGCGAUAUCUUGAGCAAAGACAGAAAAUUAUCAGGGCCCAGAGAGCAGUGAAGGCUUGGCUUAAUCAUCGCAAUGAAGCAGCCACUCAUAUCCAACACGCUGCCAAAAGGUUCCUUCUGAGACGCAGGAAAGAAAGGCUGCAAAAUGGAAUUGUAAAGUUCCAGGCACUUUGGAAAGGUCAUCGCUCAAGGAAGCUUCAUGACAGUACUAAAGUCAUAUCCAUCAGGUACCGCUUGCGAAAAAUCAACAGAGAGGCCAAGGAAGAAGACAAGCUGUGUCACAAGACUACAACAGCCUUGAGUUACCUUCUUGGAUAUCAAAAUUAUGCUUAUAUUCUAACUGCCUUAAAUCAUUUGGAAACUGCCACCAGACUUUCCCCAGAGAGCUGCGAACAUCUUGUUAACAGUGGAGCGACACGCACAAUCUUCACUUUAAUAAGGAGCUGCAACCGGAGUGUGCCUUCAAUGGAGAUAAUCACGUUAGCAAUUCAAGUUCUUCUCAAUCUAUCAAAAUACAACAAGACCAUAGAUGCUGUUUAUGAUGUGGAGGACUCAGUGGAAACGCUCUUAGAUCUGCUUCAGAUGUACAGAGAGAAAGCUGGGGAUAAGGUUGCAGACAAAGGGGGCAGCAUCUUCACUAAUGCGUGCUUCCUUUUGGUGAUUUUGGUACAGGAUGAAGAACGGGCAUUGGGGGUGAAAAAGCUCCCCAGGGCCACAGACCGCAUUUGCAGGAUCUAUAAGUUAAUGCUUCGGAAAUGCAAAAUAGAUGCACAGAGAACCAAAAUUAAGCAAAGGGUGAAUACCUCACUGAAUGGAAGCUUCCUCCCCCAAGCUACCCCUCAAAAAUCUAAGACAGUACUCAGAUUUGUACCAGACUGGGUUCUUGAAAGAAAGAAGAUGAAGAAUAUUGUAGAUCCUCUUAGUGCCAUCCAAGCAUUGGUUAAAUCUCUUGCCCUUGUACCCUAAGAGCACAGCUAGAUUUAUUGUACUUGUUUGCUUUAUAUUUGCUUUUUUCCUUCUUGUAAAUAUUAUCUAAUGUUUUAUUGCUGUUUAUCACAUCACAUUUGAUUAUCCCUUUUGUACAUUUCUCAUUCUGGGUUUUUUUUUUGCCAAUUUGUGGGCAAAUUGAUGGGUCUUAACAUUCAUGAGCUGUCUUAAAUAUGCACUCAUUAAAACUCUUAAUAUUCCAUCUCUGUAGUUGUAUUGGCAUUGCAGUACUGGUGAAAUAUUUAAUAUUUUUGAAUCAUGUUAAUUGGUCAUGGCAAUGGUCUACAUUCUUACAUGUGUUUUGUUUGUAUGCACUUACUGGAAUGUGUAAAAAUUAAAGUCUAAAUUUGAGUAUUAUUGGGCAAAUCAUCAAUUCCAAAUGAUGAACAUUCUUGUCAUUUUAAUAUAUAUUGGAGAAAAACCCAACAUUAAAGAGUACAACAUCAAAAGAAUGUAUUAUUAUCAUCAUCAACAUGUUGUUUUAUCUGUAAAAUGCACAUACAUAUAAUAUGCGAUCUCCCAUUCUGGUGAAAAUGCAUUGUCCUGGUGCAUGAAGUGGAUUUUUGUCUCAGGAAACUGCUGUGGGAGCCUUGAAUUUGUUGGGAUUUCCUCUCCUGUCCUCUCCAUUUGUAAACAAUACUUCUUGCUGUAGAAUGGUGAAAAUUAUAUUUUGCAGAUGGCUUUAUAACCUUUCCAAGGUUGAUUAGUAGCAAUAAUUGCUUCUAUGAGUUGUCCAUUCUUCGUCAUGAUUUAGACACACCUCCUGAGUGUUCCUCAACACCCAACUGCUCAAAGUUCUACUUUACUAGUCAUAUUCGCACUUUAUUGUUGUGAAUUUUUUUUUUUAACACAAAAACAUGAUUUAGGCAUGAUAAAUAAAAAUGGUUAAACAGGUCUAUGGGUGUAAGAAUCAUUAUAACACAAUGAGGUAAAAUUCAGGUUAUAAAACAAAGCACUUUAUUAGAAAUAGAAAUUGAGCAUAGGCUUACUCAUGCAAAUGUUCAGUCACACUUUGAUUUGAUCUUCCUUGUGUGCCCAUGGGGAGUCAUGUUGGCCGGGUCACAUGGCCCGUGGCAAUCGGCAUACUGUUCCGAUUUCCAAAUUUGGGCAAAGGUGCGUUUCAGUGGGGUUCUGGUGAAUCCUUUAAUCCAAGGGAAAAGUGGAAGAUCAAGCUUCAAUCAAGGUCAAGAUCUAUAUUCCAAGUGCACAGAGGGGUCUGGCUUCUUCAUGUAUUAUUCUUGACUUUUGCGGUGGUAGAGUCAAACUUGCAAGUUUUUUCUGCAGUCUUUCUCUUUUCAUCACUAUGGUGUUAGACAUAAAGGAAAGAAAGAAAUUUAUUUAUCCUUCCCUUAAAGCAUCCUUCCAUCUCUGGGAGACUUAUACCAGGAGAGCUUUUUCACAGUGGGUUAUCUGACGUGCAUAUUUGAUUUGGCACAGGUUUUAUGCCAGAUGCCCUACCUGAUGCAAUCUUCCUAUUAUAUCCGGGCUUGGGACUAGCACUGGCUGGGAAACAGCACAUCUGUGAAAGCUCAGGAUAGCUAUAAGGCCACCGGAGAACUCAGAAUUUUGUGGCAUGUUGGAAAAAUUACUUUUAGAUUUUGGUCCAUAAUGAAACAAAAUAUGAUAAAAAAAAUUAAUGUUAUAUAUGAUUUAUAUAGGCUUCUGGGGGAUUGAUGGGCCGGUUUUCCUUGGGCCCUAAGCUUGGGAGCUAACUUGCCUUACUUAUUGGUCCACUCAGCAACAAAGCUCAUAUAGGUUGUAGUAUUCAAACAAUACUUACUUGUAUUAAGGGGCUCAGCCUGUUCUAGAAAAACAUUUUCCAACAUCAUUAAACAGCACCACCAACCUGAACUGUUAAAACAAGUUUGUUUGGUUCUAUGGUCUCAAGCUAAAUUCUGUACCUACCAUCUGCAUGCCACAGCAGAAGUCAAGAUUCAGGAUACCCACUGUGGUUGUCUCCUGUUGUAGUCCAUUUGCUUUAAGGUUUGGUGUGUUCUGGGAUACUUUUCUGUUCACCGUUGAUUAAUAUAAGCUUCAGGGGAUUUGAUGAGGCCGAUUCCCUGGGGCCCCAAGCAGACAUUUAUUGGUCCAAAGGCAAAAGCUAAUUUUAAAACCUUUACCACUACAGAAUAACUGAAUGUAUCAAUAGUCUAAGCCCCCCAAAAAUCCAAUACAUUUUCACACAAAGGCCAGAAUGGUAAUGUUUUUUUUUUUAAUUUUUUUAUCUAGGCAGACUGAUUAAUCCCUCUCUGGAAUUCCUAUCUAGACCAUAAAUCUAUUAAAUGUAUUGGACUAACACUAGAUAAGAGAUAAAGUGAACCCUUGGGCUGUAGAAUACUGGAAAACUGUCUGUGUUCUGAGAUCUGUCCUUAUAUCUGAGAUUCUUGUUAGUGUUCUCACAAACCUGUGAGUGAAUCAUUGCAGGAUUUAUUGAAACCUACCACAUUCAAUCAGAUUAUAUAAUUGUAAUUCUGGAAGCACAAAAUUCCGCUGUAUCAUAGAUUAAAAGAAAUGUCCACAUAUUCUCCACACACUUCACCAGGUAAGCCUACAUGUGUCUGUUACAACAUGAAUAUAAUAAAAAGCCUGAGGGGGUGUACACAUUUGCAAAAUGAUUUGACCUUCGGAAUCAUCUGAUCACAAAAUGUGAUCAGAUCUUCUUUCAAAAUUAAGUUAUUAUAAUACAUUCAUUUUAUCUAAACAUAUAAUAAAAAGAGCUCUUAAUAAACUUGGAUUUUUGGAUUUGGAAUUCACAGACCUGGCUGAGAAAAUGAUCUAAACCCUUUUAUUAGCAGAACUAGUAGAACCUCUUUUAGCAAUAACAACCUCCACCAAAGUUUGCUGAUACGGCUUGCACAGGCUUGUACAGCCCUAGGGUCAGGGUCCUUUUUCAGGUUGGUAUCUAAAUAUAGUUAAGACUGUACUCAGACUUGAUCAUUAUACAACAUUAAUUUUCUUAUUUUUAAACUGAUCUCUUCUUCAUCUACUUAUGUGUUUUAGAUCACUGUUUUGUUGCUUUCAUUAAGGGCACAUAACUAGGAAUAUGGCCUCUAAUACUGAAAUGCAAUAUUUUCUAGGAAAAGAAUGGCAAACAGAUAAAAUUGUCAGAAUCUUUGUUUUUGUU